This is a messenger RNA of Acomys russatus (golden spiny mouse), 1694 nucleotides long. It is a transcript of the gene Tmem140, whose product is annotated as transmembrane protein 140. NCBI's taxonomy places the organism in Eukaryota, Metazoa, Chordata, Mammalia, Rodentia, Muridae. The record is from RefSeq and is a predicted model, not a curated record. The transcript has 2 exons. Bases 321 to 878 code for a protein of 185 amino acids.
UCAUUUCUGAAAAGUCAUAAGACACAGGCAAGUUAAAAAACGAAAGUGAAAUCAGCUGAUAGUGACAUCAGUCAGCACAAAUGUACCAAAGUUCAGAGGGCUGUUUACUUGAACCCCGCAGUGAACGCAGGCAGGCAGGACGCAGCUGAGCUGAGUCGGCUUGCAGCCUCUCUCCUUUGCCCUGGUUUCUGGAGCCUGACAUUAGAAAGCAGCCCAGGAGGGAAUCCACUCCCCGACGCUGCUGAUUUCCUGUGUCACCUUUUUGAUGAGUAGUCGUGGGCUCUGGCCUUGGUUUUCGUCCCUCUGCAACCGCAGAAGAAAUGGUUCUCUCCAGGCCCUGGAGGAGCAACUGGCUGCCCUUCGUGGGCAUCAUGAUCACUGUGGCCGUGGCCCUCUCCCUGAUGUUCUAUGCUCUCCUCUGGAAGGCUGGCAACCUCGCUGACCUACCCAACCUGAGGAUCGGCUUCUACAACUUCUGUCUAUGGAAGGAGGACAUAGGUUCCCUAGAGUGUUACAACUUCCCUGAGCUGGAGGUGCUGGGCAUCCCUCAGGUUGGCCUAGCCCUGGCCAGGCUUGCUGUAUACGGGGCCCUGGUCCUCACAAUCUUUGUCCCUCUGCCUCUCCUCCUUGCCCAGUGCAACAGUGACGAGGGAGAGUGGCAGCUAGCUGUGGGCUUCCUGGCAGCAUCCUCCGUCCUGUUGGCCAGCGGACUGAGCCUCUUCCUCUCCUACGUGUGGAAGUGGCUCAGGCUCUCCUUCUUGGGGCCUGGCUUUCUAGCCCUGUGCCUGGCCCAGGCCUUACUCAUCUUCUUGCUUAUGGCCACAGUUUUGUUCCCUCCACGGAAUAAGAAGGAUGAGAGAACAGUUAUUUCUGUCUAAAGGCUCAUGGGAGGACCACAAGGGUUCAGAUCCAGGUGUGCUCCAAGGUGCCAGAGAACCUGUGGCUGGGUGGGUCCUCACAGCCACCUUGCUUUAUAGCUUAUGUUGAUCUCAAGCUCAGGCAGAUGGAGCCCCCCUCCCCCACCUCACCCCCCAAUGAGCAGAAGGGCUGUGGUGUCAAGGAGCACAGAGGCAGCUUGGAUGGCUGGGGUACCUGCAGCUUCCUCCUGUCAAACGGUCUUUUCUUCAUGACUCUGGAGGACUCUGAAGCCAUGUACUAGCUCACUGGCACAUGGAUUCCCACUUUAAUCGACCAUCCUGAGCGAUCCUCACUACAGCCCCAGGCAGGUGGGAGAGCCUGAUGGUCAGAGCCAGAUUUCCAAGCUAGAACUCUGGGAUGGUUAUGGCGACCAAUGGGAGGCUCAGGAAGCUUCUGGCCCUCCAGUGAUGAGCCAUGCACCACAAUUCUGGCCCUGAAGGUCCAGGAAUGAAGCACAGGGCACAAAGAGAAGCCUCGCUGGCUUUGCGGGGUCCCCCUGAAUGGGCCCCUAGACCUGACACCGGACCAGAAUCAGCUGCCAAACCAUUCUUGUAACCCAAGGAUGCAGAUGCAAACUGUGCUGAUGCAUUGAAGGUGAACAGGACUGAGCAGUCACCAAAAACACACGACACAUCCCCUCACCUUACCCAGAACUGGAAAGGCAGAAGCGCGACUCUUAUUAUCGCCCUGGGGCAUCAUCACAUAGUUUUCAGUGUCUGUAUAACAGAAAACCCACUUUGCAACGAGUUCUUCGUUCUGUGCCCAUCAAAAGCCAG